Molecule: messenger RNA, 724 nt
Organism: Notothenia coriiceps (black rockcod)
Lineage: Eukaryota; Metazoa; Chordata; Actinopteri; Perciformes; Nototheniidae
Product: beta-adducin-like
Exons: 2
Coding region: 69-305 (78 amino acids)
Source: RefSeq, a predicted model, not a curated record
GAAUGUGUUUUAUUAAUGUAUUGUAGGUGUCAGCUCUGUGCUGUGCUGGUGGAGAACAGAACCUGAUCAUGCUGGAUCGGAGCGUCCAUAAACCCAGCGUGGCCGGCACCGUGGGCUGGGCCGGGUCCACCUUCGGACCGCUGACCAAGACCCGCAUCGGGGAACACGAGUUCGAGGCCCUCAUGAGAACCAUGGAUAACCUGCCCAGUGCGUCUCCUACCACUCCUCUACUGCACCAUAAAGACUGUUUCACUGACAAAGUAUCCUUCUGCGUAGACCAAGUUUCAUUUAACAUUAGCAGCUAAAUAUCCCUAGGUCUUUUUAUAUAGAGUUUCCUGUUUUUACUGUAAAUGAGCAUUACAUCUUUCUGCCUUGAGAACAUUGGUCUGAUUCUCUCGGGUAAUAUUCUUCUAUUCAACCAAAAAAUAUUACUCUUUUAUUAUCAAUUAAUUAUAUUUAUAAGAUGGAAUAGGUCCAGUGCUGUUACCUUGAACGUUUCACAAAGCCCACUGCGUUUUAAAGCAGAUCAAAAUGCUGCGCCACAGCGGAUAGGUAUUCCAUCUGAUAUCAAAAUAAACAUUUAUAAACCCUUAUCUUAGCAAAAUGAAGCCUGCUGUCCUGCUACAGAGCAACAAUGAGGUGGCCACCCUAACUAUGACAGGCAGAAAUAUAAUGACUAGACCAGGGGUUCCCAACCUUUUUCCCCGAGAGCCCCCCCAAAUGA